CGCGUACCUUCUCUACUACCUACCCAGAACCUAGAUAAUCUCUGCCAUACAUACACAUACAUGCUACUUAGCUAACCUCAUACAUUCUCCUACUCGCUCUCCCACCCCAAAUCGUACCUAUUUACUUAUUAUCAACUCAUUAUUCUCUACUAUAAAACCCAAUCAAGUCUAAAUAAAACCAUGACAGACGCAUCAAUUCAAGAUACUCCCCACUCCCCAGAGCCGUCCUCGACAUCAGUAUCAACAUCCACCUUCAUCCCUCCCAGCAUAGACCAAGCCCGCCUCUUCGCUGGCGACUCCUACGCAUACUACUCGCCAUGCCCACCAAAAAUAGCCAACAAACCCGGUAACAGCGCCACCGAACCGGAACCGGAACCGGAACCUGAAGAUUACCUCGUCCUCGGAGUCGACGAAGCCGGUCGAGGCCCCGUCCUCGGCCCUAUGGUCUACAGCGCCUUCUACCUCCUUCACACCCUACACCAUGCCCUCUUGACCAAGGAAUACAGCUUCGAUGACAGCAAAGUGCUCACGCCGGGUGUACGGGCAAAUCUGAUGCGGAUCCUGUGCACGAGGGGCUCGUCGCUGUUUGAAUCGUGUGGGUGGGCCACGAAGUCGCUUUCCGCGCGCGAUAUCUCUGCGGGGAUGAUGCGCCCCGGUGCUGGGGUGUAUAAUCUCAAUGCGCAGGCGAUGGAUGCAACGGUGGAACUGAUCCGCGGGAUCGUGGAGGAACGCAAGAUGAAUGUAAGAGAGGUUUAUAUUGAUACGAUUGGGAACCCCGCGACAUAUCAGAAGAAGUUGGAGAAGAUUUUCCCGUCGUUGAGGAUUACGGUCGCGAAGAAGGCGGAUUCGUUGUUUCCUUGCGUUUCGGCCGCGAGUGUGGCCGCCAAGGUGACGAGGGAUGUGGCGCUCGAGUUGUGUUAUGAGGAGGUGCAGAGGAUAAGCAGUGAGUGCGGAGCGGAGAGCUGGGGCAGUGGAUAUCCCUCGGAUUCGAAGUGUGUGGGGUGGCUUCGUGGGAAUAUGGACUCGGUGUUCGGGUGGGGAAAUGAGUGUCGGUUCAGUUGGGGGACAGCGAAGGAGAUGUUGGAACUUAAGGGUGGGGAGAAAGUAGAUUGGCCUGCGGAGAAUUGUGAUACACAACUAAUGGAUUUCUUGUUGACGCCGGGAGUGGCGGCCAAAGGACAGGACCAGGAGCUCCAGGAGUGGUAUGGAAGAAAAACGGCAGAAGUCUUAUGAGAAAACUUUCAGAUAGAGGUUCUUAGAUGAUUUGGGAAUUAAGGUACAUGAAAAACAAUGCCAACUAUGAUACCCCAUUAUUAUUAGCAGAGAGAUCGCAG
This is a messenger RNA of Aspergillus ochraceoroseus IBT 24754, 1334 nucleotides long. Its product is annotated as ribonuclease H2 catalytic subunit RNH201. NCBI's taxonomy places the organism in Eukaryota, Fungi, Ascomycota, Eurotiomycetes, Eurotiales, Aspergillaceae. The record is from RefSeq and is a predicted model, not a curated record. The coding region runs from base 181 to 1233 and encodes 350 amino acids. Gene Ontology annotation, biological process: DNA replication, removal of RNA primer; mismatch repair. Gene Ontology annotation, cellular component: ribonuclease H2 complex. Gene Ontology annotation, molecular function: RNA-DNA hybrid ribonuclease activity; RNA binding. The transcript has a single exon.